Messenger RNA from Sordaria macrospora k-hell, 1176 nucleotides. RefSeq lists its product as uncharacterized. NCBI's taxonomy places the organism in Eukaryota, Fungi, Ascomycota, Sordariomycetes, Sordariales, Sordariaceae. The record is from RefSeq and is a predicted model, not a curated record.
AUGGCCGACCACAAUCAUCACGAUCAAGCCAUGUCGGCUCUUCAAGACCGACUUCGUUCUGUCACAGUCUCGCCCGCUGUUCAGCCAAAUCCGAAUCCGGCCCCGAUCAUGACCCCCUCAGCCCCGGACUCGAGCGCCGUCAUCGAAGCCAGCGCAGAAAGCUACUUUGCCCCACGUCCGCGCUCCGAACGUAUUCGCUCCGUGCCCGCUGACCUGAAGACAUUUGGCAACACUCAUAAUAAUACUCAUGAUUAUUUGGCUGGUCUUGCGUACUCAAGAGGCUUUGGCUUCCAAGGAGUUGUUAGAUUUGGCGAAGAAGCUGUCAAUAUGCCCUUUUCCUUCACGGGCACCACAGCAACGGGUGAGGGUGGCGCGGCCACGAGCUCCGGAUAUCAUAGCUACACCGAGAGGGAAUUCAAUCCGCAGGAACUGUCUAACCCUUUUUUUCCCCUCAGGGACCCGUGGAAAGAUGAAUUGCGCGCUCGUGACGCUGUUCUCUUUAGAUCCAAGAGACAGAAGAAGCUCACCGAGACCACGUCCCGUACCUUGCACGUAGGAUCUGGAAGCAAAGUCAGGGGUCAUAAAUUUUUGCACCACGUAUCAAGCUCAGAGGAUAAUGGCUGGCAAAGUCUGAACAGGGGAAAGGCCGGCAAGGGAACAUUUACUUUAACAUUGCCAAAGCGCAGGAUCUUUACGGGCAAGCUGCGUCCCCUAGCCUCGAUCGGGAAAGGGCAAGAGAAGCUUGGAAGAGGGGCUGAGAAAGAAUCCCUACGGGCUCGCAGAGUAGCAAUGUUGGUUGCUGAGGCCAUGCCCACGAGUGCCGUGAGUGAGCUUCCCCUGAAGACGACAACCCGGGCCAUGGAACUGGAUGGCCAGGGCUCAACCUCGCAGCAGGAGGUCAAUCUGGGGCAAACGAGCUCGCUUGGCGGAAAUGACGGACACGUCAGUAACGUUGAUGACAUGGAGGUUGAAGAGGAGGACUUGGAGUCAAACUGCGCGGUUCAGGCAGACUGUGGCUCCCAGUCCAAUGAUGUGCUGCUGGAUGAGGGCCUGUACAGGGCAUUUCAGCAACACUCGCUCGGGGUUGGGCAGAACGACAUCGAGAUGAUUCACGGUCUGCCGUGCCCCGCCCCCAGCCCCAGCAGCGGUGAAGCCACUCACGAAAUGGAGGAGUAA